AUGAAGGGGCAAUUGAUCAUGAAGCCCACAGCCUUGGGAGCAAUAAAGGCUCAUAUGCAACUACUGAAGGCCUACAGCAUCAAGGGAAUUGUUUCAGUGUCAGCUUACCAUUUAGCAGAGAGGUUAAUGAGUCAUUUUAAGGAGGAUAUAGGCAACUUUAAGCAGAUCCAGAGAAGGACAAUGAGGAUGAGCAGAGGUAUGGAGAAUGAAACCGAUGAGGAAAGGUUGAAGAGCCUGGCCAUGUUCAGCCUGGGGGAGACCGGUCUUGGCAAAGUGGGUCCACGAGGGCCACGUGGCUUCCCUGGGCCCCGGGGUGAAGAAGGAAUUGUGGGAGUCCGUGGCCCCAUUGGCAUGAUGGGACAGAAUGGCCUUGUGGGGAUCAAAGGAGAAAAGGGUGACGUUGGAUUUCCUGGGCCCAAAGGAGAACGGGGAGAUCCCAUGACGAUUUUUGGACCUCAAGGCUACAAAGGCAACAAAGGAGAUGCGGGUGAAAGGGGCCCUCCUGGAUUUGAUGGAGACAAGGGUGAGAAAGGAGAAGAUGGACCUGCUGGUGAAAAGGGUGUGAAAGGAGAAGCGGGAUCUAAAGGAGUCAUGGGCCUCUUUGGCACAAGGGGACCAGUGGGACAGAAGGGUGAAAUCGGAGAACCUGGACUGCUUGGAUUUGCGGGAAGGGCAGGACUUGAUGGGAAGAAUGGGAUGAAAGGAGCAAAAGGAGACCGAGGUCUACAGGGCCAAAAAGGAGAACCGGGAGGAAAAGGAGAUCCCGGAAUCACAGGAGACAUUGGACGGAAAGGUGCAAAGGGUUUACGUGGUUUGCCAGGGAGGACAGGACCUCCGGGUUCACAUGGUAUCAAGGGAGAAACCGGUGGUGUUGGGAGGCCAGGAACACCAGGGGCAGACGCUCUUAUUGGUCCAAAGGGCGAACGUGGAGAGUCUGGUACUGAUGGGUUGCAAGGAAUUACGGGGCAGAAAGGAGAAAAGGGUUCCAAGGGGGUUCCUGGCCUGGGGGGCUUUAAAGGACAGACCGGCCUACCUGGCAAGGUGGGUGUUGCAGGCCCACCUGGCCCACAAGGACCGCGGGGGGAGCUGGGACCAAAGGGGGAACGAGGCAGAAGAGGAAAGCAACCGUUGUGUCUCCAGGGAGCCCCAGGGACUCCUGGCAACAAAGGCGGAAAGGGAAAGAGUGACCAUUUCGACAGCAUAUCAGACCAAAAUGGACCUGAUUCAGUUGUCCACAUGAACACUCCAGAGUUUCUCCAACUUUGCCUAAGUAGAGCAAAGUCAGGCUAA
Molecule: messenger RNA, 1290 nt
Organism: Anolis sagrei ordinatus
Lineage: Eukaryota; Metazoa; Chordata; Lepidosauria; Squamata; Anolidae
Source: RefSeq, a predicted model, not a curated record